AUGUUUCUUUUAGUAUUGUUUAUGAGUUGUUUUUCUCUUGGAAGAGCCAUAGAUUGUGGUGGUAACAAAGUUGCAAACACCAUCAUUGUUGAUCAAGGAGGAAAAGGAGCAUUUAAAUCAGUUCAAGCUGCCCUUGAUUCUGUAAAGAAUCCAAAUGAUCGAUGGGUUCUAAUUAAAAUAAAUCCUGGUGUAUACAAGGAAAAAGUUCUUAUACAUCCAAGAAAGCCAUGCAUUAUUUUAAAAGGAUCUGGUAAUAAUAGCACAAUCAUUACCUACAAUGAUGCAGCUAAUGAUAUUGGCACUUCUAAUAGUGCAACAUUUCAUUCAUCUCCACCUAAUGUAAUUUUGAUUGGCAUUACAUUCCAGAAUACACAUGGAAAUGAUGGACCAGCAGUAGCAGCUUCAAUAUAUGGUGAUAAGACUGCAAUUUUUGAAUGUAGUUUCACUGGUUAUCAAGAUACCUUGCUUUCAUCAAAGCGGCGUCAAUAUUUUAAAAAUUGUUAUGUUGAAGGUGAAGCAGACUUCAUUUUCGGUGAAGGUCAAUCUUAUUUCGAGAAUUGUAUGAUCAAUGCAACUCAAGCGAAAUCAAAACCUAUAGGUUUUGUCACUGCACAACGUAGAGAUUUGCCGAAUAGUCCAAAUGGUUAUGUUUUCAAAGGAGGACGCAUUGAUGGAAUUGGUCAAGUGAAUCUUGGUAGACCUUGGGGUCCUUACUCAAGAGUUAUAUUUUGGGAAACAUAUUUUUCGUCCGUCGUAACUCCUCAAGGAUGGGAUCGUUGGAAUUUAACGUUAAGUGAAGCGCAAAAUACUAUCUUUGCAGAAGUAAAUUGUACAGGACCUGGGGCCAAUACUGAGAAACGUGUUGGGUGGGAGAAGAAAGCAAAUAGCUUAAACUUAAAUGAAUAUAGUUUGUCAUCUUUUGUAAAUAAGGAUGGAUGGCUUGAUAAUUUACCAUCCGUAUAA
This is a messenger RNA of Lathyrus sativus (Indian pea), 963 nucleotides long. The record is from the annotation of a GenBank genome assembly. NCBI's taxonomy places the organism in Eukaryota, Viridiplantae, Streptophyta, Magnoliopsida, Fabales, Fabaceae.